AGCUAAAGGCAAAGUGGUGUUUGUGCGUAUGUGUGCUGGGGGUGGCGGGCACCUCCAAGCUGCUGAAAUUGAAGAGAAAGGAAACACGAAUGCAAAGGGGUGAGGAUCAAGUAGCUGCAUUAAAGCUCCUGGCUCAACACAAUGAUCUGAGAGGAGAAAUAUGAAGCAAUGAGGGUUUAGAGGAGAUUUGUCCCAGCUGAGAGAGCUGGCUGACUCCUACACUUCCCAUUUACCUGAUUCUGCUCCCCCUUAUCCCCGCCUCCAGCUUUGCUUCUUGCCGGCUUCUCUCUCCUUCAAUGGAGAGAAGACGAGUGGCGGGUGGAAGAGGACAGACCAGGAGCUGGGUGAUCUUUCAGUCGUGAGACUCAAUAGACAGCCGGACAAGGAACACUCCUGUUCUCAGCUGGGCUUGGCGCUUCUCUUUCCAACCUCGGUGGCUUCAGAAGUGUUGGGUUGAUAGAGGUCAGUUGCUCUGAAGAACUGAAUCAAGAAGCGUAUCGUGUACCGGGAACUUCAAACAGCCUGUUGUAGCACGUAGCAGGUCUUCCUAAAACAUUGUUUCCCAAGGCUGGUGUAGAAGUUCCCUGUCCUUCUCAAGAAAAUGAGGGCGGAUGGUGAAAAUGUGAUCCUAAGAAAUGUUCUGGUUAGCCUGAACGUAAUGCUGUUGGCAUCCAUCUUCAGACCCUUUGAAUGCCACCUGGAAGUGAUGACAGAGAGAGUUAAAAAACAGGUGACUGAUGAAGAAGGCAGCUUUGCCAACUACACAUCCCCUAUCAAAGAGCAACCCAUGGUCUUCAGCCAUAUAUACAACAUUAAUGUGCCUCUGGACAGCCUCUGCUCCUCAUCCCUAGAGGCUUCAUCUGACCCAGAGGUGAGUUCGGAAGAUGACCGGAUGACGGAAUACACCGAGCAGACCUCAGACAGUGAGAGCCAGGUCACCUUCACCCACAAGAUAAACCUCCCCAAACAGACUUGCAAGUGUGCCGCCUCCUCCCGGGACAUACAGGAGCUGCUGAGCAGGAUUGAGAUGCUGGAAAGGGAGGUGUCUAUACUCCGAGACCAAUGCAACUCCAAUUGCUGUCAAGAAAAUGCAGCCACAGGGCAGCUGGAUUACCUCCCCCAUUGCAGCAGUCAUGGUAACUUUAGCCUGGAAAUCUGUGGUUGCAUCUGCGAUGAAGGCUGGGCUGGAAAGAAUUGCUCUGAGCCUCUCUGUCCCCUUGGCUGCUCUAGCCGGGGUGUGUGCAUUGAUGGCCAGUGUAUUUGCGACAGUGAUUAUAGUGGGGAGGAUUGCUCCGAGGCACGUUGCCCAACUGACUGCAGCUCCCGAGGACUCUGUGUGGAUGGAGAAUGUAUCUGUGAAGAAGGCUUUGCUGGAGAAGACUGUAACGAGCUCAGAUGCCCAGAGGACUGCUCAGGGAAGGGAGUCUGUGCCAAUGGGACUUGCAUCUGCCAAGAGGGCUAUAUAGGGGAAGACUGUGGGCAGCUGAGGUGCCUCAACGCUUGCAGUGGGCGUGGAUUUUGCCAAGAAGGCCUGUGCUCUUGCGAGGAAGGUUACCAAGGACGGGAUUGUUCAGCAGUUGCUCCUCCGGAGAGUCUGCAAGUGGCUGCAGUCAGAGACCAAUCAAUUGACCUGGAAUGGGAUGGCCCAAUGGCUGUGACUGAAUAUGUCAUUUCCUACCAGCCAGCUGUGCCAGGGGGUCUGCAGCUCCAGCAGAGGGUGCCAGGUGACUGGAGCACUGUCACUCUGAAGGAGUUAGAGCCAGGCCUGACAUACAACAUCAGCAUCUAUGCUGUUAUCAGUGAAGUGCUCAGUGCCCCUGUUGGAGUCAAGGUAGCCACCCAACUCUCUACUCCACGAGGACUGCAGUUCAAAACUAUCACAGAGACCACUGUUGAGAUGGAAUGGGAACCCUUCUCCUUCUCCUUUGAUGGCUGGGAGAUCAGCUUCAUCCCCAAGGACAAUGAAGGGGGCGUGAUUGCUCAACUUCCCAGUAGUAUGACAACCUUCAAUCAGACCGGUCUGAAAGCAGGUGAAGAGUACACAGUCAAUGUUGUAGCUCUCAAGGAACAAGCCCGAAGUUCACCCACUUCAGCCAGUGUUUCAACCUUAAUUGAUGGGCCAACCCAGAUUUUGGUUCGUGAUGUCUCUGACACUGUGGCCUUUGUUGAAUGGUCUCCACCCCGGGCAAAAGUGGACUAUAUUCUACUGAAAUAUGGCCUAGAGAAUGAAGAAGGGGGAAAGUCUACUUUCCGCUUGCAGCCUCCACUGAGGCAGUAUUCCAUGCAAGCUUUACGACCUGGCUCCCAAUAUGAAGUCUCUAUCUCUGCUGUCCGUGGUGCUAAUGAGAGCGAUGCUGCAAUCACCCACUUUGUAACAGAAAUUGAUGCUCCGAAGAAUUUACGCGUACUCUCUCGGACAUCAGACAGCCUAGACCUUGAGUGGGACAAUAGUGAGGCGGAAGUGGAAAACUUCAAAGUGGUAUACAGCACCCUGGCUGGUGAGCAGUACCAUGAAGUUUUGGUGCCACGCAAUGCAGGUGCCACAUCCAAAGCCACACUCACUGACUUGGUGCCAGGAACAGAAUAUGGAAUUGGGAUUUCAGCUAUAAUGAAUAGUAAGCAGAGUGUUCCAGCCACCAUGAAUGCAAGAACUGAGUUGGACAGCCCUCAUGACCUGAUUGUGACAGCUUCCACAGAAACAUCCAUCUCUAUGUCCUGGACCAAAGUCAAGGGUCCCAUUGAUCAUUAUCGGGUCAUCUUCAUGCAAGCUUCAGGAAUGGCAUCAGAAGUUACUGUCUCUAAAGAUAAAUCUGAGCUUACACUCACAGACUUAGAACCUGGGACUGAAUACACUAUCUCGGUCAUUGCUGAAAGGGGCCGACAGCAAAGCUUGGAAAACACUGUGGAUGCCUUCACAGGAUUCCGACCGAUCACACAACUUCACUUUUCUCAUGUAACUUCCUCCAGCGUGAACAUCACUUGGAAUGACCCCUCACCUCCAGCAGAUAGGCUGAUACUGACCUACAGCCCCAAAGAUAAGAAGGAAACCAAGGAAGUGAUGCUGGACCCUACAAAGAGACAUGCUGCUUUGUCAGGUCUACAACCGUCCACCGAGUAUAUCAUUUCCCUGGUGGCUGUACAUGGCCUUGUCAGCUCUGAGCCAAUAGUUGGUUCAGUCACAACAGGGAUUGAUCCACCGAAGAACUUGACAAUUGUCAAUGUGACUACAGAAUCUGUGGCUCUCCAUUGGGCACCUCCAAUUGCACCUUUUGACCACUAUAAGAUUUCCUGCAAAUCUGCCCAAGGACGGGUUGACAAUAUAGUUAUUGCAAAAGGUAUUACUGAAUAUACUCUCAACUACUUGCAGCCUUCAACUGAAUAUGAAAUCAGCCUAAAAAGUAUAAGGGGCAGAGAGGAAAGUGAACCACUUUUACAUACCAUGUAUACAGCCAUGGAUCAUCCAAAGAAUUUGAUUGCCAUAAACAUUACCCCAACAGAAACCUUGCUAAAGUGGGACCCGCCUGGGGUUGAAGCUGAAAAUUAUGUCAUUGUGCUUACCCAUGACAAUGUUGCAGGAGAAACUAUUUUGGUGGACAGGACCGAACAAGAAUAUAAGCUUAUUGAUUUGCUUCCCAGUACCAGCUAUAAAGUCACCAUGUAUGCCAUCAAUGGGCCUGUCACAAGUAGAACCAUCUUCACCAACUUUACUACUCUUUUGGAUCCGCCAUCAAAUCUUACAGCAAGUGAAGUGACUCGGCGAAGCGCUCUUCUUUCAUGGCUUCCUCCUGUAGCUGAGAUUGAGAACUACAUCAUGACCUACAGAUCCCCUGAUGGGAGCCGCAAGGAGCUGAUUGUGGAUGCAGAAGAUACCUGGAUCCGCCUAGAAGGCCUUUCUGAAAAUACAGAGUACACUGUGCGCCUGCAAGCAGCUCAAGAUGCUGUGAGGAGUGGAUUUAUCUCCACUAUCUUCACUACAGGAGGCCGUGUGUUUAUGAAUCCUCAGGACUGUGCCCAGCAUUUGAUCAAUGGUGACAAUCUGAGUGGCGUUUACACCAUUUCCCUUAAUGGGGAUCUCAGCCAGAGAGUGCAAGUAUACUGUGAUAUGACUACAGAUGGCGGUGGAUGGAUUGUUUUCCAGAGAAGACAGAAUGGAUUGACUGAUUUCUUUCGCAAAUGGGCAGACUAUCGCAUUGGCUUUGGAAACCUGGAGGAUGAGUUCUGGCUGGGGUUAGAUAAUAUGCACAAGAUCACAUCACAAGGGCGCUAUGAACUGCGGAUAGAUAUGAGAGAUGGUCAAGAAACAACUUAUGCCUAUUAUGACAAGUUUUCCAUUGGAGAUGCCAGGAAUCUCUAUAAGCUCCGGAUAGGGGAAUAUAAUGGCACUGCUGGGGAUUCGCUCAGCUAUCAUCAGGGACGUCCAUUUUCCACCAAAGACAGGGACAAUGAUGUUGCCGUUACAAACUGUGCUAUGUCAUACAAAGGGGCCUGGUGGUAUAAAAACUGUCAUCGAACUAACCUCAAUGGUAAAUAUGGUGAAUCCCGACACAGCCAGGGUAUUAACUGGUACCAUUGGAAAGGACAUGAGUUCUCCAUACCUUUUGUGGAAAUGAAAAUGCGGCCGUAUAACCAUCGCAACUCCCUGGGGAGGAAACGUCGAUCAGUACAACUGUGAAACGGCAGGAAUCCUUCUGGACAAGCAGUCCUUUUCUGUCAAGCAUUUGCAUUUUAUAAUAUGAAAAGAACAAAAGUAAAACUGAGGUAGAAACCUGCUCCAUGCUGAGGGCUGAGGAACACCAUGAUACCCCAGAGGGCUGACUAACUUUGAUACAACCAUAAUGCUUGCUAUCAUUCCUAGGAACCUAUUGGGCUCCUGCCUAGCCCCACUUCUUUGGGUUUUCAUUCCAUUUCUUCUUGAAAUUAUUAGUCAAUGGUUUCAUUUAAGGUCUUUGUCUUAACCCAAUUUCUGCUGUUGGUUAUGGCCGCUAGAUCUGAGCAGCAAAAAUCCAAGUGAUCACUAAAUGACAGAAAGAGUUAGCAUUUUCUCUCCGUCUUUUUUUUGCCAUCCAGAUUUUUGCAAUCUAGAUCUGUUGGCCCAGUUCAGCCCUGUUAUAGAUGCUUUCUUUUACUGCUUUACUGGAGGGUACUGAGGGGGAGGAGCUCAAAGAGCUAUUUUUAAAGAUAUUUGGAUCCAUGCAGCUAUAUGAUUGAAGCAGAAUUUUCACAAUGAUGCUUAUUGAGUCAACGUAAGGCCAUCUGCCAGGAAGAGAAGACAAAUUAUAGCUAUUUAUUUCAACUCAUGUCGAUCCCAUCUUGCACUGAGCAAGCAACAAGAACAUACAUACAGCCCCAUACACAUACACACAUACAUAUUCAAACAAACAUAUGCAUAUACACAUACACAAACAUUUAUACAUACACAUAAACAAGCAUAUAUAAUUCCUAAAACAGUAAUCUUCACAUUCACAAAUUAGCUUAUAGUUACGAAUGCUGCAGACAUACAUACUCUGAACUCUAUUUGGAAGCAAAGUCCUCACUUCUAUUCUAGACUGUUUUCCCUCCGUAUUGUUUUGCCUUAUUUAUUAGAGGCUAAAUUAAGGAAAGGGAUUGGUGGAUUACCCUGGCUUUGUUUCCUUUCCCACCCAGUGCCAUCACCAAUUAAUCUUCCUAGAAAGGAUGGAACGGAGUUCAAUUUUACAUGGAUGCCUAAAACAGUACGUUGAGCCAUCAAUCAAGUUCUCUGCCUAGCAAAUGGUUGGUACUAAAGAGUGGGGAAUGGGGUAAAGCAGACAGGUGUUUCCUGGUGUUCCUCAUAACUCCCUCCUUUGUGUCUAUGACCCUUCAGGGUAUUUCUGAACACAAGUCCAGUACUCUUCUGAAAGAGCCCUAACCCUGACGCAUUAAAAGCAAAAGUGGUUGCACAGAGUGGAGGAGAAAGGAACAUUAAUGAGUGAGAUCCAAUGAGUGAGAUCCAUCUUUAUUUAAUGCUGCAAAGGAGAGGCAGUGCUGGCAGCAAAUGGCCAAUAAGUACAUUUCUGGCAUCAUGGCAGGCACUGAAAACUAGGUGGUAGUUGGGCACAGAGAACACACAACUGGAAUUGAUCCACGUAUAAUAACAGCAUGUAACCCAGCACUGCCAAAUCCAGAAUGGAGUGGGCAGAAUUACACAGCCAUCCCCACUGCCACCAGGGGCUACAUGAGUUAGUGUAGUAGAGUGUUGCACACGUGGCUACAAGAAUUGCAACUGCAGUAUAUUAGUCCCCGAAGGGCAAGGUAACAAGUGUAGCAUGUGUGCAAGUCCUCAGAAAUAAUAAAAGUAGCAAAAAUUGUAAACUACGCAAUCACUUUAAAUCUCUUUUUUUGUAGAUACAAGGGGGAAAGUCUGUAAUAUAUCCAGUGGUGACCAUAGCUAGCAGAAAUCUGUUUCCCACUUUAUAUUGAUCUUCUAUGUGGCACAGGACUAAUUUUCAUCCAAGAGACCACUACACCCAUGCUAUAAAAGAGGUUCAGCACUCUUGCAGAUAAGCACCAAACCAUAUUUACAAGGAGCCACUGAAAGACAUGGCCAGCACUAUAGAAAGUGCCAAUAUGACAUUACAGGAUGCUGCAAUUGGAGCCAAACUGGCCAUAGACAGCAGUGCUAAGCAACUAUAGAAGUAGGGCUGUGCUUAACAGCAGCCUAUAGCGAUUAGUAGGGGUUGGAGUGAUCCCAUCUCUUGAUCUCAGCAACCAAAUGGUCAGUGAAGGAUGCCAGAGGAUACCCAUGACAGAAACUGUCAGGAGAACAGAGAGGUCUACUUUAAUACCAGAUGGGCAAAAUAUGGCAGAAAAAAAAAAGGAAUAGCCAAGCCAUGUUCAUGCUAUGACUAGGAGGACAUGAAGGCAAGACUUAAGAAGAUAAAUUCUUUAUAUAAUUACUUCCAACUAUAUAGUUACAGCAUGAUCACCAAAAGACAAAUAUUGUCCUCCUUUGUUGGGGAAUAUUGUUCACCCUUGAGAAUAAUCUCUGGAACCCAGAUGUAGCUGUUUGUUUAUUUUCUUUAAGAAAGAUCAGCAAGUGGAAAUAGGAGUUAAGAAUUGAAAUCCUGAAAUCUGGUUCAGAUUUCAGGAUAUGUAUUUAUCUUAACACAUCUGUCCUAUGUACUUUUCCCAGUCAAGUCUCUCCAGACUUCUUUCAGUCCAUGGCAAUUGCAGCCUCAGUCACAAAAAGCCUUCAUUUUGUGUUUUUCUAAAAAAAAAAUAAAAAAUCCCAUACUAUAAAUAAUAAAAAUCUUAACAUAGAUCUCUAUCUUUUCUAUCAUGGUCCCCGACCUGUCUUCCUCCAUAAUACCAAGUGGGGGGGAAAUCCACACAUGUAUCUGUUACACAUAGAAAACAAGCAUGAUGAAUUGGAGUUUAUCUUGCCCCAGAGCCUUCUGUAUGUGUAAGUUCUGUGGGUUGGUUAGGCAUGAAGGCACAUUCAAGUGAACCCAUGUUUGUAGGUUGUACAAGUUUCAAUAAAACGUAAGUCUAAUUAGAUGGGCAGACCUUAAUCUAGUUCAUUUCAAACACUUAUUCUUCUAUCUGCAUGUGCUGACCAAUUCCUUGAAUUGGUUCCUGCCCCUACACAUAGCAGUUUACUGUAUCUCCUCCAUAAUUACAAAAGUGAUCCAUUAGCUCACAAAGCAUUGUAUAAAUCACUGUGUCUGUAAACCCAAAACAGAAGCACCUGAUCCCUCUUAACAUGAGUUUGUACUAAAAAUCGUAACUACAGAGUGAACCAACACAAGUUAGUGACAUUUUUGAAAAUAUUUUAAUAGAAUAUGCAUCUAUAUAUGACCUUUAGAAAUCAAAUAACAGAAUUUUAAAUAAACAAACAGGAGCAUGGGAAACAUCUAAAUUAACAGCAAAGAUACUGAAGGUUAGUGAAUGGAUAUGUUCUUUUGAUUUGGCUGUGAGAUUAUUACAGUUGGGAAACAGCAGAGCAGGUAAAAAAAAUACACUAUUGGGAAAGGAAGGAAGGGAGGGACGGAGGGAGGAAGGAAGGAAAGAAGGAAGGAAGGAAGGAAGGAAGGAAGGAAGGAAGGAAGGAAGGAAGGAUCUUUUAAAAGAAUAGAAUAGCACACAACAGCCAUCUAGUGAUGCAAUCAAGGAUAUAUGGCAUGGAAUCAAGGAAGGAACUUUAGAUUAGCCAAACUACUUUAUGAGUCACUAAAUUUGCAUAACUGACAAUAAACAAGGAGGAACAGUGAGUCUAUCAUACACAUUGUUUUAGGGACAUUUGUUCUAAAGUGAAAAAAAGUAGAAACAUAAUCUAAUUUACAGAAAGUUUUUAAGUAUCCUAUCUGCCCAGCAAGUUUUAAAUUUCAAUAGAAUAUUGUAUUCCUUUGGGGUAUGUCGUUAUCAUCCUCCUCCUCCUCCUCCUCCUUCUCCUCCUCUAUUAAUCCAAUGAAUAUCAUUAGAAUGGGUUCUUUCCAAUGGUUAGAUUUUACCAAGAGACUAGAAAUCAUAGCAGUAUUGUCAUACUAUGUAGAAAGUUCCUAGCAAGGGUUUUUGUUUGUUUGUUUGUUUUGGCAAAGUCAAUACUAUUAAGUCUUACAAAUUUAAAACUUUCACAUAUUUGGUGAAUUCUUUAAUAUAGCUCCAACAAUGCAAUUACAUUGGUGUUAGAGAACUUUUUUUCCUUCCAAAGUCAUUCACUGCAAUUUGCUUAUCAUAAUAUUUUUCCAUUUGUUUUUCAAAUUUGUUCAACUAUCUCCUUGGAUUGCUACAUUUAUAGAACAUUUCUUCUUCUUAAUAAUAAUAGUGUGUUGCCUUUCAAGAAUAUACUGGUCUGUAUUUUUAACUUCACACAAUCCUGUCUUCAUUUUCUAAGGCUUUUUGAAGUUUAUGAUCCCACAGCUUUUAUGAAACCAAAUGUUUUACAUAAAUUCCAGUGCCAAAUUUUUGCAACUCUAUCCAUAGAUUAUAUAUUCAAUUUGGCUUAGUUUUGCUAAGCCACUAAUAAGGUAUUCUUUGAACUUACAUAGUAUUUGUUAUCAUUUGAAAUAUGUUCAGUUUUGGCAUUAAUGUUUGCUUGCAUACUGUGUUUUUGAGCUGCCAUGAUUAUUGUUCAAUUUCUUUUUAACUAUUUCAGCCACUGCCAAGUCAAAUUUUGGUUUUAUUUUCUUUCAAUAUCAUAUUGCGUAUGAAGAGAUUUAAAUUUCUAGGCAUUAAUUAGGUUUUACAAACUUCUACCAGUAGUGCUUUUUUUAUUAUAAUCAUUCAGGCCAUAUUUCUCUUCUACCCUUGUAUGCUCGACUUGAAGUAAUUCUCUCCCACCUUUACUUCUGGCGAAGUAGAACCUACCAAUCUCACCUCUUAUGUGAAAAGCAUGGUCAUUAAUUUUCUUGGUGUUUUCUUUUUUAUCAAGUAUGUCUAAUUCAGCUUGAGCCCAAUCAAUUAUACCCACACUAUAUUGAACAGCAGGAACAGCCCAAGUGUUUAUGUCUUUAAUUAUAUUCCCCACGCUUAAUUUUGUUUUCAAUUUUUAAAAUUUGUUUGAUAUAAUCAGAAUUGGUAUUCUUUUUAACUUGCUCAUGUAGUAAGUCGGAAGCUUCCCAUUAAUCCUUAAUAAACCUUCUUCUGGUGUCAA
This is a messenger RNA of Pantherophis guttatus, 9610 nucleotides long. RefSeq names its product tenascin R (gene TNR). NCBI's taxonomy places the organism in Eukaryota, Metazoa, Chordata, Lepidosauria, Squamata, Colubridae. The record is from RefSeq and is a predicted model, not a curated record. Gene Ontology annotation, biological process: regulation of cell adhesion; neuron projection development. Gene Ontology annotation, molecular function: protein binding.